Molecule: messenger RNA, 2276 nt
Organism: Spea bombifrons (plains spadefoot toad)
Lineage: Eukaryota; Metazoa; Chordata; Amphibia; Anura; Pelobatidae
Gene: MAP3K3
Product: mitogen-activated protein kinase kinase kinase 3
Exons: 16
Coding region: 216-2129 (637 amino acids)
Biological process (GO): protein phosphorylation
Molecular function (GO): protein kinase activity; protein binding; ATP binding
Source: RefSeq, a predicted model, not a curated record
CUUAGUGACCUGCGCUUGCGUGAGGCCUGGGAGCCCGGAGACCGAGGACACCCGGAUAUGAGGUGACCCGGAGCCGCCCGCGGGCUUGUGAGGGGACAUCCCGUGAAUACAAGGCGGCAGUAAACAUUAAGGGCCAGCUGGCUGGAGACAUUGCCGGAAGGGGCAGUAUAGCUGGAGCCCUGGGACCCCCCAGAGGAGGCCUCAGGGGCCGCUUCAUGGAUAAAGCCCUAGGCGCAGACCCCUGCAUCGAGAUGGAUGAACAGGAAGCCUUGAAGUCCAUUAUGAAGGACCUGGUGGCCCUCCAGAUGGGGAGACGACAUCGGACGCCGGGGAUCGACGGGGUGAAGACGAAGGCCAGCAACCUGCCCAAUAAACAGAACGAUGUCAGGAUAAAGUUUGAACACAAUGGGGAGAGGAGGAUUCUCCAGUUUACCCGACCUGUGAAGUAUGAAGAUGUCGAGCAGAAAGUGAAGAGCGUGUUUGGACAGCCGCUUGACCUCCAUUACAUGAACAACGAGCUCUCCAUCCCUCUCCGAAGUCAAGAUGACAUUGACAAAGCCGUGGACCUCUUGGACCGGAGUUCUAGCAUGAAAAGCCUUCGCAUCUUGUUGCUUUCUCACGACCGCAACCACACUCCGGCGCCCCAUUCGGGCCUCCAGAAACAAGUGCGGAUCAAGGCCUCGCAGUCCGUGGGAGACAUCAACACGGCGUAUCACCCUGCCGAGUCGCGCAGCCGCCACCUCUCAGUCAGUUGCCAGAACACCGGCCGCAGCUCGCCGCCUCCUGGCUACGUGCCGGAGAGGAUGCAGAGGAUGCCGCGGCAGGGCUCCUACACCAGCAUCAACAGCGAGGGCGAGUUCAUACCGGAAACCAGCGAGCAGUGCAUGCUAGACCCCCUGAGUAGUACAGAGAAUUCUGUGUCCGGCAGCUGUCAAUCACUGGACCGAUCAGAAGACAGCCCGUGCUUCAGGAAGUCGCGCAUGUCAAGAGCACAGAGUUAUCCAGACAAUAGACAGGACUACUUGGACUGUGAGAAUCAGUUCUACGACAGAGCGGGGAAAGGGGGUACUUACCCUCGAAGAUACCACGUGUCUGUCCACCACAAGGAUUAUAACGACGGCCGCAGAACCUUUCCGCGGAUCCGUCGCCCUCAAGGGAAUCUCUUCACUCUUGUGCCCUCCAGCCGUUCCCUGAGUAGCAACGGGGAGAACAUGGGGUUAACCGUGCAGUAUCUGGAAACCCGAACCCGCCUGCGCAGCGCCGACAGCGAGAACACGCUGAGCGUCCAGGAGAGGAACGUACCCACAAAGUCUCCCAGCGCCCCGAUUAAUUGGCGUCGGGGAAAGCUGCUGGGUCAGGGGGCGUUCGGGCGAGUUUAUCUGUGUUACGACGUGGAUGUGGGACGGGAGCUGGCAGCGAAGCAGGUCCAGUAUGACCCAGACAGUCCGGAAACGAGCAAGGAGGUGAGUGCUUUGGAGUGUGAGAUCCAGCUCCUAAAGAACUUGCAUCACGAAAGGAUUGUGCAAUACUACGGAUGUCUACGAGACAAAGGGGAGAAGACGCUGACCAUCUUCAUGGAGUACAUGCCAGGGGGCUCGGUGAAAGACCAGCUGAAAGCUUAUGGAGCCCUAACGGAGAACGUAACCAGGAGAUACACCCGGCAGAUCCUGGAGGGAGUCUCCUACCUGCACAGCAACAUGAUCGUGCACAGGGACAUCAAAGGGGCCAACAUCCUGCGCGACUCUGCAGGCAACGUCAAGUUGGGAGACUUCGGGGCCAGCAAGCGGCUCCAGACCAUAUGCAUGUCGGGCACCGGAAUCCGCUCCGUGACCGGGACACCGUACUGGAUGAGUCCGGAGGUGAUCAGUGGAGAAGGCUACGGAAGAAAAGCAGACGUCUGGAGCCUGGGCUGCACCGUGGUGGAAAUGCUAACGGAGAAGCCUCCUUGGGCUGAGUAUGAGGCCAUGGCAGCCAUUUUUAAAAUUGCCACCCAGCCAACCAAUCCCCAACUGCCCCCAAACACAUCCGAGCAAUGCCGGGACUUUAUAAAGCGGAUACUGGUAGAUGCCCGGCAGAGACCGUCGGCCGAAGAACUCCUCCGUCAUCCCUUCGCUCAGCUGACAUAUUAAAUGUCAAACCUUUCCGCCCCCCCUCGGCAUUAUGCUCGUGCGUAUCGCUAGGGGGUAGCGGAUGUCCACUGACGACGCGCGAGACUGCAAGCAGCGGAUGCGACAAUCAUUCCCAACGUGCUGCGUACAGAGCAGGGUCCGUGAGCC